CCCACUCUGCCGUUCACAAAAUGUCACUUCUCUUAUUUCGUUUCGCCAUAUUGGUCGUUGGGUGCGCAUGAAAUCGUCGUCCAUUUCCCUUUCAUGGGCAAGUUUCGGCGAAAAAGUACCGGUGCAUAAGUGUCCAAGUGCAAUUUCGAUUUAGUACAUAAUAAAUUCGCGAUAGCCUGUGAAACAAAGUUUGUUUUGUGUGUGAAGUGUUAGCGACAGAACUAAAAAUGGCGUGCGCUACUCUGAAACGUUCGUUGGAUUGGGAGCCCGUGUUGGGGGGCCGACCGGCCAAACGCAGGCGCUGCAUUCCCUUCUGCGAGAGCCCCACGCACAGAGACCGGGCUUCGCCCCCUGCGACCGUCGCCUCCCCCAAGCCCAAGUCCGUCUUUCCCGAUGUCGUCAGCCAAAAAUUGACCCCUGAAUACAUGGCAGAAAACAUCAAAGCCGAGUUACGAAGGUUACAAAGACGCAAACAGUUACAGUACAGCAUGGAAAAUUCGGACGGAAGCAGUUCGGGCGGAGAAAAUUCCGAAUCUCCUUCACGCUCUGAAAGAGCACUUUUUACAUUUAAACAGGUUGGUUUAAUCUGUGAACGUAUGCUCAGGGAACUCGAGUCUGAAAUUAGAGAGGAAUACGACAAUGUGCUUACGGGAAAGCUUGCAGAACAAUACGAUGCCUUCGUCAAGUUCACGUAUGAUCAGAUACACAAGAACUACAGCACGGCCCCACCUAGCUAUUUAUCGUAAGGAAAAUUCUGACAUUGGCAACGUAGCAGCGGUGUCACAAACUAGCCACUAAACAGUCGUUACUAUCGUUUAUACACACAACAUUAUACAAAAAGUCGUCAGUCAGCAGGAUGCCUUAGAACAUAACCCGCUCUCCUUGCCGGCAAUUUCUUUUGUACAUAUUUAUAAUAUAUCCCUAUAAAAUAUUUUAAGAUCAUCUGUAUUAUCUUACUGGAAUUGAAACAUUAGUUUUGUCUGUAUAUAUCGUUUUUUAUAGUGCUACCAAUGCGGUGUUGUAAUCGAUAAAUGUACGGAUUUGGCUGUUUGGUUUUUGUUUGUUUAACAAUGAUGCCAACUGUAUGAUUGUCAUGCCCGAAUGAAAUAGACUGCARAUCCCAAAAUCAUCGUUUUCAGUAAUCAUCCUACAGUUUUUUCUUUUACUCGUCUUUUGUUAUUUAACAUUAAAAACAGUCUCAUCGUUAACAAAAAAAUGCCUUAAAUUUGUGUUUCCGUGUAGUGCGAGCGCGAACAUGGAUGUGAGUUUGUGUGUUUCAUAUAAAGUAGGUUAAGUUCUGAUUUAAAGACCACAAUUUUGCCAUAUGUGUGAUGGUGUUGAUAUAUAUUUUUUCUAUAGUUACGUUCAAACUAUAUAAGUGCUUCAAUUGUAUCGACGUUAUACCAGGACUUAGAUCUUAAGAAACUUAGAGAAGAUAUCCAGUCGAUGGUCUGUCGUUUACGAAACGUCAAUUUAAUGAGAUUUUCUACGACUUUCUAGUCAGUUUCUGAUUUUAUUUUUGUUUGCGAAACUGAUUGCGUUCAACAACCACUGUUUGUUUUGUUGUAUUUGGUUCGACUUGGUUACAUUUAMCAAAUAGAUUAGUUAUAAAUUGUACGUUUUUAUAUAAAGCGCAAGGAUAUUAAUAAAUGUAUAUAGAUUUCGCUGUGAGAGAAGUACUGCUUUAAUUUUUAAAGCUGUGUUUAUAACAUGGGUCUGAUAAUACCGGCCUUAACUAACAACAYUCUUGAGAUUGUACAUAUUUAUUCAAUUAAUAGUAUUUUUAAGUUACAAGUACAAUAAAUAAAACAGUGAACAUUUAACCACUUCUCAUUAAAUUGAUUCAGUGACGUUACUUUAGUGUUCAGUUGCGAAUUUUGCUCUUUCGUUAUUAGUAAAUGAAUUAGUUUAUUUUUUGUUUUUAGUUUAGUGCAUGCUAAAUUUAAGUUGUAGCUUCUUUUUUGCGUUAGGUAACUGUUAUGACUAAUAAUAAAACAAAUAAAAUUUAAUUUGUUUGUACUUUAGCAUUAUUUAUUUCUUUAGUCUAGAUCAUACGCAAUAUUUUGUUGUUGAUCAAUCGAAUAUUAUGUUUUAUAUCAAUCGAUCCUGAUAAGAUUUCUUAUGUUUAAUAUGUUAAGGUUUAAUAAAAAAUGGUCCGCUCCCA
Messenger RNA from Tribolium madens (black flour beetle), 2164 nucleotides. Its product is annotated as akirin. Lineage: Eukaryota; Metazoa; Arthropoda; Insecta; Coleoptera; Tenebrionidae. The transcript is spliced from 4 exons. Gene Ontology annotation, molecular function: transcription coregulator activity. Gene Ontology annotation, cellular component: nucleus; chromatin. Gene Ontology annotation, biological process: positive regulation of innate immune response; positive regulation of transcription by RNA polymerase II. The record is from RefSeq and is a predicted model, not a curated record. The coding region runs from base 228 to 746 and encodes 172 amino acids.